Molecule: messenger RNA, 1179 nt
Organism: Candoia aspera
Lineage: Eukaryota; Metazoa; Chordata; Lepidosauria; Squamata; Candoiidae
Gene: MAPDA
Product: adenosine deaminase like
Exons: 10
Coding region: 11-1105 (364 amino acids)
Biological process (GO): inosine biosynthetic process; adenosine catabolic process
Molecular function (GO): adenosine deaminase activity
Source: RefSeq, a predicted model, not a curated record
GCUGCCGGCGAUGGCAGAGGCGGCGGAGGGGGCUGCGGCCGGGCGAGCGCCCCGCUUUUUCCAGCGGCUGCCCAAAGUGGAACUCCACGCACACCUGAACGGCUCCAUCAGCGCUGCCACCAUGAAGAAGCUGAUGGCGCAGAAACCCGACCUUCGGAUUCAAAACGAAAUGCUAAUGAUUGACAAGGGGAAGAAGAGAAGUUUGGAAGAAUGUUUUCAGAUGUUCCAGAUCAUACACCAGAUUACCAGCAGACCUGAAGAUAUAUUAAUGGUAACCAAAGAUGUUAUUCAGGAAUUUGCUGCAGACGGCGUAAAGUACCUCGAAUUAAGGAGCACACCAAGGGCAGAAGAAAGCACAGGGAUGACCAAAUGGACAUAUGUGGAAGCUGUGCUUGAGGGCAUCAAGCAAUGUAAGGAGGAGGGAUUGGAUAUAGAUGUUAGGUUCCUAGUAUCCGUGGACAGAAGUCAGGGGACAGCUGCUGCCAAGGAAACUGUGAAGUUGGCAGAAGACUUUUUGCUCUCUGCCGACGGCGUGGUCGUCGGCCUGGACCUCAGCGGGAAUCCGAAAGUGGGACACGGCCAGGACUUCUUGGAGCCUCUUCUGGAAGCCAAGAAAGCUGGUUUGAAGCUGGCGUUGCAUCUUUCAGAGAUUCCCAAGCGGGAGGACGAAACUCGGCUGCUCCUGGGCCUUCCCCCGGACCGGAUCGGACACGGGACAUUUCUUCACACGUCGGAAUGGGCCGCGCAGGAUCUGGUGGAGCUCGUGAGGCAAAAUGGGACCCCUCUAGAACUCUGCCUGACGUCCAACCUGAAGGGCAAGACGGUGCCCUCCAGGAGCCAACACCAUUUCGGAUUCUGGUACCCGCUGGGUCAUCCCGUCGUCCUUGGCACGGAUGACAAGGGCGUUUUUGCCACCGAGCUGUCUCAGGAGUACCAGCUGGUGGCGGAGACCUUCCAGCUGUCCGACGAGCAAGUCUGGGCGCUCUCCGCCAAUGCCGUCGACCAUGUCUUUGCUUCCAGCCACACGAAGACAACGCUGAAGGAGCAGUGGCGGAAGCUGAAGCCAGCCCUGCUGAAGUGGGACGCAAGCCGUGGGACCCGUUGAGGGCUGUGUGGCGAGAGCCCACGGGUGGAGUUUGUCGGUCGGAUCUAUAGCCUGCCUCCCUGCAGGUUGCGCAU